UAUUCUACAAUUCUUGUAUAAAAUGAAUAUUAGAAAUGCCAGGCCUGAUGAUUUAAUAAAUAUGCAAAACUGUAAUCUUUUAUGUUUACCUGAAAAUUAUCAGAUGAAAUAUUAUUUAUAUCAUAUUUUAUCUUGGCCUCAAUUAUCCUAUGUUGCAGAAGAUGAAAAAGGAAAAAUUAUUGGUUAUGUUUUGGCUAAAAUGGAAGAAGAUUCAGAAGAUGACCCUCACGGUCACAUAACAUCAUUAGCUGUCAAAAGACCAUUUAGACGCUUGGGAUUGGCUCAAAAAUUGAUGGACCAAGCCUCUUUUGCAAUGGUUGAAUGUUUUAAAGCUAAAUAUGUUUCUUUACAUGUCAGAAAGAGCAACAGAGCUGCUUUAAAUUUAUAUAUCAACUCAUUAGGCUUCAAUGUUAUAGAAAUAGAACCAAAAUAUUAUGCAGACGGUGAGGACGCAUAUUCAAUGAAAAGAAAUUUGGAAACAUUUCAGCUCAAAACGAUGCAAUCCACAAAACGAGACUCGGAUAAUGAGGCUAUGAGGCAAAACAUGGCCAAUAUAUUGCCGGAACUCUUAAACGAUUUGAACAAAUGUCCUAUUAUGCGCAAACAGCAAAAAGAAAAAUCUAAAAAUCAUGACACUAACGUUCAGAUAUUGUCGGAAAGAAUGGGAGACAAAUUAAAUAUAAAUGAUUCUGGAGAUCACGAUGACUCAACAACACCCGAUCAAGUUAAGGAUACGAAUACUCAUCAAUUACUGCUUCCCAAUAGCGAUAAAGUGGUCAAAAAGAAGAAUAAGAAAAAUAAGAAAAAAAUAAUUAUUGAACCUGAUGCUUGAUAUGUAUUCUUUUUACUAAGUCGUUUUUUUGAUUUAAUUUGGAUUACGGAUAUUUAAGAAAAUAGUUAAAUUAAAUAUGUCAUUAUAUAUAUUUUCA
Messenger RNA from Gordionus sp. m RMFG-2023, 929 nucleotides. Its product is annotated as N-alpha-acetyltransferase daf-31-like. NCBI's taxonomy places the organism in Eukaryota, Metazoa, Nematomorpha, Gordioida, Chordodea, Parachordodidae. The record is from RefSeq and is a predicted model, not a curated record. The transcript has 6 exons. Gene Ontology annotation, molecular function: protein-N-terminal-glutamate acetyltransferase activity; protein N-terminal-serine acetyltransferase activity. Gene Ontology annotation, biological process: N-terminal protein amino acid acetylation. Gene Ontology annotation, cellular component: NatA complex. Bases 23 to 832 code for a protein of 269 amino acids.